AUGUCAAAAGAGAGAAAAGAAUUUCAAUGGUUUAUAGAACCACAAUGCUUUUUUUUUUAAGAGGUAAAACUCUUUUUCAAGGAUUUUUUUGGGCAAGUGAAAUAGAUUUUUGGGCAAGCAUAUUCCAACUAUUAAAAAAUUUACUUGGCCAACCAGGAAAGUGCUUCUAAAAAGUUAUGUAGCACCCUGAAAAGAGCCAAAGAAAAAUAAUGAGACAAGGAAAAGGGAGGAUAAGGAGUAAGAGGAGAAGAAGAAGUAGGAGGGUCAAGAAGAGGAGGAGGAGAAGGAAGAAGAGAAGGGAAGAAGGAAGAAGAGAAGGGAAGAAGAUGGGGUGGAGAAUGGGUAAAAUGAUACACUGUACCAAUACAAAGAAAAAACUUUAAAAACAAUAAUAAUACAAAGAAAUAGAGUUGGAGACUAAUCAUUUGCACAUUGUCACGCCCUGUAUUAAUAUUAAAUGAUGUUAAGACUUGGCUGGGUAAUGGCCCUCAACAUUCUGAUUGAAACUCAAUAACUAAAACAUUAUACAAAAUAUUUCAUAAUAAUUUUUUUGCAAUAUUAAUAUGUUUGCAAUAUUUCCUUCAUCAAAACAGGCAAAAUAUGACCCUUUCAAAUGAAAUAACAUACAUAUGUUCAUGUAUGCAUUUAAGUCAUUGUAUGAUUAUCUUUUGAAUAAGGUCACUCCUACUUUAGUCCUUGUUUGCGCAAGUUUUGGCAAAUUGUCACAUAUUUUCCUUUAACUUUUAAAUGAAAGUUAUUUACACUUAUCUAUGACACAUUGUAAAGUGUUUUUCCUUGUUUUUAGUCUGAAGUGAAGCAUGCAUUAUUAAAACGAUGUUGACCUUUUGUUCUGUUUCCUUCCUUCUGUGUACUUUUCUUUAGAUUGUGUACUUGAAAAAAACUUCUGUUAACUUCCUUCCAAUAUGCUGAUGAAACACAUUCACCAGCGCGCGAUACAAAUAUUUUAUUCAUCUACACUAUUAAGCACUCCUGUUUUUUUUCUUCCUGAAAAUGGGAGUGGGUGGGGCUAUUUGAUUACAGAAUGUUUCUGUGCAAAGUAAAAGAAAGAUAAUGAUGAAUCUGAAUCUGUCAUUUCAUUUACACUAUUCCCUGGUUAUAUUGUGAUGGACAAAUUAUUAUUGGAUUUUUUUAAAUUCUGAUUUCAUUUCACAAAGCAAUAUGAUUGUUCUCAUUUGCUGUAUGGGAACACAUUUUAUUUACGCUCAGGAUUUCAGUUCAGAUCAGAUAUAAUUCUUUCAAUAUUCAUUGGCAAUAUAAAUUGUGAAAUUUCAUUUUAUUUUCUUAUAUUGAAAGGCUAAGAAAGAAUGGGAUAUCUGAAAUAUUCUACAAACUAAAAGGGGCCAAUAUUGCACUCAUCUACAAUGAAUGAAAGUCAUCCAAUAUGAUUAUUUGUAUCUUUAAUGAUACAUGAGAGUUAGUAUUAGACUACCGGUAUGCAGUAAGGCACAAUAUUGCAAAAGAGGUUUUGUAAGUUAGCCUGCAUGAGGGCUUUAUCAGAUUUCUGUGUAUCAUGCAAUACUGCAUAGGCAAAUCUUGCAGACCAAAAUAUGCAUAAUGUAUACUGUAUAGCUAAAACGUCUGAAGAUAAUGAUAUAGUGUUUAUUAAUAUAUAUACUUUCAAGGAAACUGCCCUUGCAUUAGAGAAACUACGUCAAUUUCAAAUGCACCAUUUUUCUUCUACAAUCAGCAUUUAAGUAUAUAUGAAGGGGGCAACUUUGUUUUUAACCAAAUGCAUUUUAAAAACUUGUUCUGGCCUGAAGAAGAUUGAUAUGAUUACUUCCUAAUCAAUGAUUUGAUCCUACUGUAGAUUCAUAACUAUUGCUGAUAAGGGGUUUAUAAUUGACUUUUGAUUUCCUGUAAUUACUUUUAAUUUUCCUAUGAUUGCUUUUAAUUUUCCUAUGAUUGCUUUUGAUUUGUUGUAUGAUUACUGCUCCAGGAAAAAAGUGUGUAAUAUGCAUGUAAUAGCAACUUUCUGUCAUUUUGUUUUUUUAAUUAGUUUUCUUGGCAUGCUUUAGAUUGUAGGUACAUGUAUAGAGUACUAGCAUUUCAGCAUUUUCAAAUCAUAUUUCAUGAUUUCAUAAUUGCCUAGUUCAUGACUGUUCAGAACCAGGCCAACAUGAAUGAUUUUAAUGGUAUUUAUGCAACCACAUACCGAGCCUCCAUGAUUCAUUUAAUCAUCUCCCACCCAAAUUUGGCUGUGGAUCCUUUUCAUCAUGCAGAGUUGCUAGUUAGUAGGAUUUUAUCCUAUUAGAAGGAUUUUUAAGGGGGAAAGUGACUUUUAAUAGCAUUUCCCCCUUAGAAAUAGGACUUUUGAAUCUUGUAAGAAUGGUUAAUUUUUGGUAUGUGUUUUCAAAAUUGUAACAUUUUAAAGAAAAAUGGGAUAUAAGGCUUGAAAAUAGGAUAAGAAGAAGAAGAGAAUAUGAUUUUUCACAAUUAAGGUUGGAAGCUCUAAUCAUGCUCCGGUGAGACAUCCAAAACAUCUCCCAGAAAGUCUUGGCCUCAUGACUUUAGUACCUUAUCUACUUGAGUAGCUUCUUUUAUAAUAAUAAUAUAGAUAUAUUUACCCAGGGAAGCCACUUCAGUUUUGAAAAUUGUUCUCCCAGCGGGCCCUGCUAUUGUUAUUACCCUGGCUUUAGCUGGACUGCCUAGGCAGGCGGUCAAGCAUUUAAGGAAUUUCUUCCUACCAGGUACCCAUUCACCUCAUCGGGUUGAGUGCAGCACAAUGUGGAUACAUUUCUUGCUGAAGGAAAUUACGCCAUGGCUGGGAUUCGAACCCACAACCCUCUGUUUCAAAGUCAGAAGACUAAUCCACUCAUAUUCAUACAUGUAGUUGUACUAUGGGUGGAACUUUUAAGUCCAAGGCUCUGUAACUCAAAAGUUUGUGGUCAAUUGCUAAAUGGCAAUAGCCAGUCAAAGUCAUUGUUGCAUGCACAUUUACUGACAAGGAGCCAAUCAAAACAGUUCUUUCAUAAUUCCAAUCUAGCACAAACCUUUAUGGGGCUAAGAAGUAAAUAAAUGUUAUUGCUUAAAAAAGUUUUAUAUGUACAUGUACAUUACCGGAAUUAUCAAAUGUGAGUAUGCUCCUAUCGUUAUAAGUAUUAUUUCUUUUCUGGUUUUGAAUAUUUUAUAGGUUGAAGGCGACACUGUUACAUUUAACUUUGAGAUGAGAAGUGGUCGUGAGCACAACACUCCUGACAAGGCCCUCUGGGGGUUUAGUUGCACAGUCAGAGCGCAGGAAUCAUCGGAGGACUGCACCAGUGGUCUUCCGUUUGUUGCUGACUUGGCUCUCGGCCUGACAGUUCUAGGUUCAAGCCUCCUCAAAGUGCUCUACGAAGGACCAGAGGUGACGGGCGCUGAGGAACGAUGCCAUGCCCUACUGUCUUCAAAGAUAAUCCAGAGGUGUGCUUGGCAUGAGAUGCUACAGCAGCCUAAUACAGGUCCAUCAUCAGGAAGUAAAGAGAAAGGUUCAGGCACCAGUCUCCCAAGGCUCAAGCUUUCUAAGGAUACACUACAGAGACUGAGGGUGAUGUCUGGCAGAGCUGCUCCCUUCAUGAGGUCUAGUAUCAAAGAUGUGAUAAAUCCUGUUGUCUUGGAAGAGGCCCUUGUAUCCGCUGCCAUCAAACUACUUGAUCUUGAACCGAUGCUGAACUCUCUGAGCAGCAGUGAGACCGGUCUGACUGCUGGCAGCCCUGGUCAAAAUGGCUUUAUGAAGAUGAUAGCAGAGGUCUUCAAUAGAGUGAACACCCUUGAAAGACAACUCAUGUUCAUUGGCGAGUUAGAGCAACGUUGGGAAAGAGAGCAUGAUGAAAUGAAAGCUGAAAUAGAUGAUUCUCAACCGUUCUUUAUUGAUUUCCAUCUUCAAGAGGACAAAAAGAAGGAUAUUGAAACACUCUGCUUCAUCCUAGAUAUAGACUCUGAAUCUAUUAGUGCUGAAGAAGCAGUCAAACUUCUCAGGGACAGAAUGAAAGAGAGUCGGCCAGAGGAGGAUGAAUCACAGAAGAUGACAAAGACAAAGGGAUUAGUGGCAGCCAUCUUGGAAAGAGCCAACGCGCUACUGGAUGUAUCAAUACCGAGAGAGAAUGGUUCAUCUAGCAUCGGUCGGAGUAUAUCACACGGUGGUGAUGAGCUUGGUACAUUACCCUGGAAUGGAGGAGUAAGCAGUCAACCUUCUACCAGUACUAAUCAGUUUUCAAGAAGUCUCUCAAUGCCAGCUGAUCUCACCAAAGCUAGGCCAGCAUCUUCGGAUAAGUCAUCCAGCAGACCUUACCAGAUGCGUCGAUCCAGGAGCAGUGCUUACAGCGGCACUCCAGAACGCAACCAGAACCUCAACAACUUACUAGAUGAAAUAUUUGCCUUCAUUGGAACCAAACGUAAUCAAACCGUAUCUAGGGACGAGUUCCUCUCGGCGGUCAAGGCAAGACGUCAACGUGGAUGGUCAAGACAGCAAGCCUUGGUCCAUGCCCAUCGGCUGAUGACCACUGCUGGUCGCUCAGAGGGGUAUGCUCAUCUGGUGACCGCUAUAACAUCAGUCUUGCAGCAGGGACCUAGGAUAGAUGACCUGAAGUGCGGUGGUUUUGUUGAGACUGUCAGACAAGCAUUUUCGGAUGCUAUGACGGCCAUUGUUCAACUUGCUACUCAUCAUCCAACUGAUUGUGCUUACAGUAUAGGACUCCUGUGUACCAUCCCAUACACAAGGAGUGAAGAGAAGUGCCUGGUUGAUAGUCAGUUGGUCAGUUUACUGGACAGACUAUGUAGCCUUGGUCAUUCAUCUGGUCAGCCAUCAAGGCCAGAAUCUCAGUCUAGUGGUCAGAGGGUCUCAGCUUUGGCUUGGGCAGGCUUCCAGGUGCUUGCUAACCGCUGUGUAUCGUGGGAAACAGACGAGGUAUCCCAGGAUGCUUUGGGAUAUGCCGGUCUUGCUCGUCAGGUGUCCUUGCUUCUGACCAAUCACCUUGCUCGAGCGACGGAGAGCUGUGGCAAUGAGGCAGCGGGAAGUGAGGCCCUACAGGAGGUUCUUAGCCUGCUGAAUAACUUAUCCAGGAGUCGUAUGGGUCGUGCCAUCCUAAGCCAGCCAGCUUGCGUCUCCAAGCUUCUAUCUCUUCUCCUCGACCAGCGCCCGUCUCCCAAACUUGUUCUGAUCAUCCUCCAGCUGUGCCGAGUAGCGCUCCCUCUGAUGAGUGCCCAGGACUGCGCCCAUGUUCAGCUGCCAGCGUGGGGGGCGGAGCUGGCUUCUGCUUCGGGUGGAGAAGGGGGCGUGACUACCAGUGACCCGCCUGCUCGUAUUGCCAGUCUACUACUAGCCAAGCUUGGGGAUUGUGUAGUGCCAGGAUGUCAGACAAUCCUAGCUCCAGAGCAGCUUGGUCAUCUAUCAUCAGUGAGCUUUAUUCCUGAUAGAGAGGAUGAUCUGGAGGACCAAGAUGGCCGCCUCUCCGUCUUCCUUCACAAGAGAGAGGAUCAGUCAUCUCGGGAAGUCAUCCAAGCUCUUCUUAGUUCUGAGGGUCGUCCAUUCAGGCUUGGGAGCGGAGCUAACAUGGAAAAGGUUCUGCGUAUGGAUCGUAACAUGCAUACAAAUGGCAAGGCUGAGCUCUUCACGGAGGAUGCAGCGACGGCGAUACAGAAAGCAGGCAAGCUAGCACAGGCCGGUUUCUUGGUGAGUGUAGGCGCUCCGACGGAGACCACCGAUAGUGAGAACAAUAACAAGGAGAAACUCAAGGUCACUGCCGAAGCUGUCUGCAGAGAAAAGAAUGCUGAACUUGCCAGAACGGACCCAGUGCGACCUUUCAUCAGUGGCCAUGUUGCUCACAGCAUGGCGUCUGAGGUCAUAGCUCUCAUGCAUAGCUUGCUAACAGCACCGGAAUCUAAUACAGCCAAGAUAUGGGCAUCUGCUGUAGAAAGGGUCCUAUCACAUGCCUUGUGUCAAGUGCCUCUGCUCGUAUCGCAACAGUCCAGUCACAUGGCCCUGCUAGCCUCGCAGCCGCAAGGACCAGACAUUGAGAAGCUCCUGUCCACCUGUCGUCAAGUGGUGGCAGCAUUCUGUGCCCUCGGUGGCUUCCAGGAUUGCGUCAAGAUGGGAUCAACGGCUCAGAUUGUUGGAGAUGGCUGUGUGCCGUUAGAAGCUCAUGUAUUGAGUUUAGCUGAGCAUCAAGGAAUUGCUUCUGUUUCUGUCAAGGCCGAUGAUAUCCCAAAGAUUAGCAAUCCUAUGGAUGUAUCUAUCAGCAGGCUUAUACCACCUAAAAACAUUGUACUCCCUCUUCAGCAGCUGUCAAUCACUGAGAAGCUGGUAACAGCCUUACACAGCCUCCUCCUCCCCCAGGAUGGCCAGGGCGUGUGCCCCAUGCUAGUACCCCUCCCUGCUGAAGAUGAUGGCAACAGUCAAGCUAUGGCAACAUGUCGGGUGCUGGCCGAGAUCAGCUCAAGAGCUUGUGCAGUCCUUGCUCAUCACAUGAGUGAUUCUAACUUUGCCUCAGAGUUUGUGAUGCAGACCAACCGACCCUUAGAGGUGCUCAAGUCACUUUCUCAACAAUGUGGUACAGGUGAGAGACAGAAGGUAGUAGGUGCCCAAUGUGAGAAACUGAGAAUGCUGUAUAGAGACUGUGCCAGGCCUCCUACACCACCAGCCAAGCAAAACAUCUCUAGUGUUCAUGACAUGACCCUUGACCCAAGCCGUCCCUACCCACCGAUCAAGGCCUGUCUCUUCUCGCGAUGCAUGACCUCCUUGACCUUUCUAGGCGACCCCGUGACCUCUGGUGGUCUACCAGCCGGUGUCAUGUGCUAUGCAACUCAGGCAGUACCUCAACAGGCAACUUCUUUUUACUGGGAGCUUGAGAUCUGUUCUUAUGGCGAUGCUGCAGAAGAUUCUGGUCCUAAUGUUUCGAUGGGCCUGGCCCCUCCUGCAGAGAAGAAGGAUGGUGCUAACAAUUGGACCAACCCCAUUGGAACUGUGCUGUUCCCUGUGAGUGGGCAUGCCAUUCACUACAGCGGGGCGAGUCUCCUGCGCUGGAAGAGCGUCCGUUUGGACAUCACUCUCAAGGUUGGUGAUGUCAUUGGCAUGGGAUGGCAACAGAACGAUGACCCUACACCUAUGAACGGGUCGGGUGGAGCGGGUCAUAUCUUCAUGACCUUGAACGGUCACAAGUUUGCCCCUACCCUGGAGGAGGUCAGUGGAGGGCUGUGGCCGGUCGUACAUGUUCAGAAGAAGAACACACAGGUCCGAGUCAACUUUGGUAAUAGGCCAUUCGCCUAUGUGGAUGGCCACUGUCACCACACGGCAGCGCUCGAGUCUUCGGACUCCCUGGAGGAGAUCACUGCUAACUUUGGGGCUCUUCCAUUCGCUAUGAUGGGGGAGAGCGACAGUGAUAAGGAGCCCACCCCUCCAUCAACUCCUUCCACUGAACAGGCAUCGCCUAUCAUCAGUACUGCUCCGGGAAUAUCGUUCAAAUUGGCAACUCCACAAAAACCAAAGAAAGACUAUGACAUAACUGAAUCCCAGCUGUACAGCCUACCUGGGGUGUACGCCGACUUCACGACGUCGGGUCUAUCCCCUCACCAGACGGCCCUGUCCUCUGCCCAGGAUGACUCUGAUGAAGAGGAGAGGGAUGGGGACGGACAGCAGGACCAUGUAUCGUUGUUAGUCCGAGCCUGGGAACUCAAGGUCUUCCCAGUCAUCAGGAGAAGAUUCAGGAAUGAAGCGGAGAGAAGGUCUGGCCUGGAGCAGAUCAAAGGAGCUCUGCAGUUAGGCAUGACAGACAUCGCCCGUCAGACCGUGGAAUUCCUGUACGAGGAGAACGGUGGCAUCCCUCGGGACCUCCACCUGCCGACCAUCGACGACGUCAAGCAGGAGGCCGCCAAGUUCACCAUCGACAAGGUCCGGAAGGGAACCACUGUCCUGAUCAGACCUCUGGGUGAGGAGAGUACCGGGACUGCAGGAGGGAUGUUGGUUCCCAAGUACGCCAUCAGGAGCAUGCUGAAGACGCUUGGUCUGUCAGGGGUCGUACUGGAUGUGGAUACGCAACAUGAGUUAGUCCAGGUAGAGUCAUACCUGAGGAGUGAGGGAGUUCUUGUUAGAUACUGGUAUCCACUAGAUAUGUUAGAGCGCCCUCUAUCAGGCAUGCGUCGGGUCAGCAGCUCAUUGACCGGAACAACGUCCAUCGACAUCUCAAAUAUACAGCUACACAGAGAGCUUCUACAACUGGAAUCAUCCUUAGCUCGCCUCUACUGUCGGACAGCUCUAACCAAGUUCCUCUCUCACUGUCAAAGCCCAGAGGUCAUUGAAGCAAUCCCAUGUUCCCUUUCACCCCCGCUGACUGAGCAACACCCCUCCUCUGCCUCUCCGCUCGCUGCCAACGGUGGCGCCAGACAGCACAUCUCACACCUACAACUCUUGUCCAACCAGCUACUGACGUCAUCCCAGCAGAAUGGGCAACUCCAUGAGCCCUCCUUGCUGACGUCGUGCGGCGUUGGCCACAGCUUGGCACCGAUCAUCACAAGGAGUCUUACAGCCAUUUUUUAUGGGGCCGAAGAGCUGCCGUUCCUCAAGAAGGAGCUUGCUAUCUCUAUAGCAACAGCAGCACAACAAGGAGAGAGGCACCUCUUGGAGCUGACCAAUCAGAUUUGUGGAAUCUUCCAAGACCCCUGUUCAGCCUUUGACGUAGAAUCAAUUAAGAUUGGUGAAAAGAUCAACAAUAAUUAUUUCUUCAAGAAUGCUGUGGGUUUGGUAGUCAGCUGUAAGAGAGAUAUCCCUUCAUCCCACAGAGAGUCAUCUCUAUACCAGGCCCCUUGGGCAAGGGUCAGCUGCUAUGGCAUGGGACAGAGAGUCAAGAAAUCUGGUAGUGUGGCACCGUUAGAGGUGGUGAGCUACCCUGCCGAUGUUACCCUGAACAACUCCGGAGGAUUGGCAGCUCCCUCUUCCCACAUCGUCGAUCCUUAUCCUUCCGUGGUGCUACCCUGCAACAAGAUCCAUGUCAAAGCAGGCGUGUCUCCCGCUCCAAACUAUGUCAUGACCAUCCAUGGACUGCCUGCGGAGUUCCCACUGGCCAUGGCAUUUGUGGAGUCACUGAUUGGGUGUCGACAGGAGAUGGGCGAACAGCGAGUCGAUCGGCAUGCCAAUGUGACGUUGCGACCUGUGGCAGAGAGCAUUGGUGAGCGGGAAGGGAUUCUGAAGAAGACAAGGAAGAUUUCCACCAUUGUUUAUAUCAGGGUACUGGAGUUGCUCAGCGGAUAUGUUGGUCGGGCAGCAGUGCCGGCUGUGAUCAAGGAACACUUGUUUCUUGUUAUGGCUCAGGUCUUGAGGCUUAUCCGCAAAGUAGAUGAUGAGGAUGGAGCAAGUGCCUCUCCUAUCACAAUGGUUCCACCGUCGGUGUUGGCAGAGUUGAGAAGGUUCCGCUCUGAGCUUGGAAAGCUGUUUGAUGAGGAAGCACUUCUCGCAGUGAUUGGCAGUGGCUCAGUGGCACCAGGACAGCACACAUCUUAUUUCCAAGCCCUCAUGGAACUUUGCUUGGCUAUGUCAGAGAUCGAUCAGUUCCCUUUAGCACCUCAGACAGGUUCUUCUUCUAUCUCGGUAACAGUCACUCUUCCCUCCCCACGACCAGCCUCCAUGGUGAGCCCCAAGCAGCUUGUGAGGUCCAGCCCUCAGGUCACAUCCCGCAAACGUCGGCCUAAAAUGAAGAGAGCUGGACAGCAAAAGAGGACUCCUCACAAUAGCGAAAGUGACAGUGGUGAAGCAUCAUCAAAUGGUGCAAACAAUCCAGAGGAUAUGCUGUGGUUUCAUCGUGCUUCAACCUUGAAUGUUAUUCUAAGGUACCUCGAUAGUCAAGAUCCACAGGGGGAGUCGUCCAUGAGAACAGCCAUCAGGGAUGCACACCAGAGUGUGACAAAUCCGACUGCAUAUUCUAGGUUGGUGGUGAUCUCAGGAUUGCCACCGAACAUGGAGGAACCAGCAGCAAGGAGGGCAAUCCUCAAGGCCUGUAAUCAAGCAGGUGGCCUUUUCAAAGAUGAAAUAUGGAUCCCCAUCCAGGAAGAGGUGAAGCCACCAACUGCAAUUGAUGCAGACCCUAAAUCUGAACAGUCACAGGUCUCAGAGCUAACUCAAUCUGAUGCACCUGUACAAGGUGCUUCAGAUCAAACACCAGAAGAGAUAUCUGCUGCAGAACACCAUGAGCCUGAAAGGACAACCGAAUCUGACACACCGACGAGUCUUCCUGUAGACCAAGAUUCCAACCAGUGUGAAGCAUCCAGCACAGAAGCUAGCAGCGAACCCAAACCCAGCAGUAAAAAGAACUUUGUUCAGGGAUAUGCAGUAAUUGAAGUACGCAGUAAGGCUAAAGUUGAGGACAUAGAGCAUGCACUUUUGAAUAGCAGGAUCCUGGACGACUCCCUUCCAUUUGACAAUGACUCCAUGAUGAGUGUCACUGGAGAGGAUGUACUCACCAUUGCAACAGUCACUCCUUCCCUCCUCACGGAACCAUCAGAAAUGGAAGCUCUAGUAGGGUACCUGAAACACAAGCUCCUGCCCCAUGAGACCUCUGAGCAACUAUCCUUAGGUGAGCAGGCUUCUGCAGCUUUAGAGGACAUCUUCAACAGCUGCGUCAGGUGCUCUCACUUCAAGUCCAAACCCAGCCAGGACUCAGAUGCAGCCCAACCUGAGAUCUGCCUUUCCAAAGAACAGAUCCUAUCAACCUGCCCAGGAAACCUACUCUUAGAAUUCUUUACCACCAUGCAUCCAUCCAAGAUGACUGUAGAGGAGUUUGUCUGCGACAUCAUCCAGAAGUAUGGAGUACUGCUACCUGAAAUCAAGGAGAAGAAAACAGUUACCAAGCCUGGUAAAGAUGGCAGUAAGGGCUCUGGGAAGCGACCAAGCAAGACCAUGUCUAAGGAGAGAUACAGUCCAGAGUUUACAUCACCCAAGGGAAAGCCUCCAUUUGCAGCAGAAAGGAAGGUGAAAGUAGUUGACAAACGGUCUGGCCUCAAGGACAUGAGUAGCAAGGAGAAAGUCUUGAUGGAAGAGACUAGCUGUCAAAAGAAAGUGUUGAAGAAAGGACUCAACUUACAUGGAUUGCUAUGCAUGGGACUUGACAGAGCUACUGAAGAUGUGUGCUCUCUCUGGCGCAGUCUUCUUGCUACAGGAUUUGAUAUUCACUUUGAGAGGACCAGAUAUGAGGAUCCAAACAAAGCGCUCGUGUCACAGCACUCCUGGACCAAUCAUCAGGACCAGGCCUUAGUCCAGUACACCAAUGAGUUAUGUCUCAAGCUCGCCAUCACGCCGGCUAGACUACAUCCCCAUGAGUUGGUCUUUUCCGAGGCUGACCUAGCCAGACCCGAGUAUAGCUGCCUGACAGGUGUUCCCAUAGCAACCAUCAGAUUGCGUUAUGCCUUUCUACAAUCCCUCAACACCAACCUGGAGCACCACUUCCUGCCACUGGUUGACCUUCGACCUUCGCAAUCUCUCAUGGAGAGCACAGCCGCGCUGCUCUCCCGGACUCGUGAGUGGUUGUUCUACGAUACCAAAGUACGCUUCUUCAAUCUCCUCCUGGAUGCCACCGCCCAGAGGAAUGUGGACACGGCAGCCCCUGAGGUGUCCCUUGAUCCACUGCAAGUUAUAGGAACAUCAACCAAAGAUAAGUCACCCACUUUCUGCCAAGCUGCUUCGGCCCUUGCCAAUGUCUACUCCUCUCAACUGUGUGUGAAGAUAGCCAGCGGGGGUGACCCCACGUAUGCCUUCAAUGUCAAACUAGUUGGAGAGGAAGUCCAUGGAACAAGUGGCUCUUUCCGGCACUUCUUGGGAGAGGUAACGCAGGAGCUUCAUAGCGACAGGCUACGUCUUCUCAUGCCAUGUCUUAGUGGUUGUGCGCAAGACAAAUAUAGAGGGCGCUAUAUACUUCGACCCGAUCCCAUGACCUACCCGGAAGAAAGGAUGCUAAUCUUCUUCGGACAGCUCCUUGGAAUAGCCAUGAGGGCUGACAUACCGUUGGCCCUGGACCUACUACCCAGCUUCUGGAAGUGCCUGGUCCAAGAACCACUAGAUCCAGACCAGGAUCUUGCUGAGGCUGAUAGUGCAACUCACAAAUUCAUCCAGAGGAUGGACCAGGCACAGAGCGAGGAGGAGUUUUCAGCAGUGUGUUCAGACAUCGUAGCUGCCUAUCUCCAUCCUGAACAGGAUGCCCUCUCCAGUCCCGGUGCAUCGUGUGUCGGAAUGAACCUUCAUUUUGAGUAUCCUAACAUGAUGGGUGAUCUGGUGGAACUCUGUCCCAAUGGUCAUGAGAUUCCCGUCAGGUGGGGCAAUCGUCAAGAGUACAUAGCAGCAGUCAGAGAUCUUCGUCUAAGGGAGUUGGCCUGUCCGGAGAGGAUGUUGGCUAUCCGCUGUGGCCUGGCAUCCAUCGUUCCUCACCGUUUGCUCACCAUCAUGAACCCAGUGGACAUGGAGCUUAGGAUGUGUGGAAGACCACAUGUGGACCUGGCCAUGCUGAAGGCCCAUACAAUGUACCAGGUUGGUCUGGUGGAAACAGACACCCACAUCGAGUUCUUCUGGCAAGCCUUGGAUAGUUUCUCCCAGGAAGAACUCAGUCGCUUCAUCAAGUUCGCUUGCAACCAGGAGCGGAUCCCCAGCACCUGUCCCUGCAGACAGGGGGGCAAUGAGGCCGCCCAUGUUCCACCCUACCCCAUGAAGAUAGCCCCGCCCGAUGGACCUGGUGGCUCACCUGAUCAGCGAUUUAUCCGUGUCGAGACCUGCAUGUUCAUGAUCAAGCUGCCUCAGUACUCCACCCUUGCUGUCAUGAAAGAGAAGCUGCUCUAUGCAAUCAACUGUAGGGAAGAUCCUCUCAGUGGAUGAUACUCUUAUUCAAUCGGCCUUUCUGCAUUCAGAGAUAAAGCUGCUCCAUGCAAUUAACUGUAGGGAAGAUCCUCUCAGUGGAUGAUACUCUUAUUUAUCGGCCUUUCUGCAUUCAGAGAUAAAGCUGCUCCAUGCAAUCAACUGUAGGGAAGAUCCUCUCAGUGGAUGAUACUCUUAUUUCAUUGGCCUUCCUGCAUUCAGAGAUAAAGCUGCUCCAUGCAAUCAACUGUAGGGAAGAUCCUCUUAGUGGAUGAUACACUUAUUCAUCAAUUUUUCUGCAUUCAGAGACAAAGCUGCUCCUUGCAAUCAACUGCAGUGGGGACCCACCCAGUUAUAGAUUCACCACCUCUCGUUGGUUGGUAUUCAGAGAAUGAACGAUUGCCAAGAAAAUGCCAUCAUUAGUCAUAAGAAUGUAAUCAUGUUGCUCUUUCAUGUUUUGUCAUCUGUGAGCAUUCAUAAUCUUGACCUUGCGAUCAAGUGUGGUGACUUUAAAAUCAAGGGAUGAUUGUUUGGUUGGUAUUCAGAGAUGAUUGAUUGCUAUCAAAAUGCUUUCAGAAUUUGUGUACGUGUAGCUAGCAAAAAGUAAUGAUUAGUCACAAGAUGAUUUGAUGAUUAGAGUUCUUUUGUUUGAGAUUUUGUCACCGUGAUCCGUUUGUGAUUUCAUCAAAAAGCAUUCAGCAUCCAAACUGUUUAGAAAUGUGAUCAACCGAGGAUUCAUAAUUGGGUGUUCAUCUCUACAUGCAUGAUAUUUACUAUAUCAUCAGGAUACACUAUCAAUCAACAUGUUGUUAGUUUUAUAUGUUGAUGGUACGAUUGCGAAUUAUUACAGUCAUGAUUCAGAGUUUGUAUCUGAGUGCAUCCUUGAAUGACAUUCUUCAUCAACUGCUACUAGUAUUUAAGAUUCAAUUGAUCACCAGCAAAUAUUCAUGGUGAUAAAUCAAUCAUCGGGCAAUCUUGUUCUACCAUUAUCAGAUUUAUUCAAGUUUUUCAUGUUAUCAUAAGAUGAUUACCAUGAAAACGGUAUAUACCGUGAAAAUUAUGCAAUGUCUUUCAGUAAUCGUUGAGUUAUGUCAAGUGUGGUUGGGGUGUUAGUGUUGGUGUUAGGGUGGUGUAGUACGUAAGUGUGAAUGGGACUACCAAGCCUAGCUCCGACACCGAAUGUGGAUUUUUGGGAAAUGAAGGCAAUCUCAUUAUUGAUAUCUUGACACCGAGUGAUGUCACAUUCAGCACUGGCUUCAUCGCAUGAUUGGUGCCAUUGAUGGUGUCAAAACAAACAGCCCAAACCAACACUAGCUGUCAAUACACCAAAUUUAUGAAGAGAGUAGCACCAUUAUGAAUUUAAUUUACUACCACACUACUUUCAAGCCCAAGCAUCUAUUGUUUUUUUUAUGUGCUAAUAGUUUAGAAAAUAAUACCAAAGGCAAUGUAAUCAGAGUCUACAGUAUCCUCCACCUAAGGUUAGGGUCAUAGGCAAGCUGUAGUUAAUUUUGUUUUUGUCGUCUCUUCAUCUUAACUUAUUUUCACUGGCAGAACAUUUGACAUAAUCACUUGGCUCAAGUACAUCUAUGCAUAUGGGCGAUGUCAGUGAUCUGAUUCGCUUUUGAGGUUAGAGUUCGUAAGAUUUCAGGGGUCAUUGUUAUGUCAUGACUGGCUAGGGCUAAGAAUGGAGGAUGCACUCAAAUGUGCAACGUGGAGAGAGGGGUAAGGGCGAUUGCUGUGAGUGUGAGGUGAGUCUGGACACCCCUAUCAAACAUGGAUACAACAGGAUUUGAAUUUUGGACCACUCUCAACAUGCAUGUGAUAUUGAUCCUAAUGUCAUCUGCAUUACGAAUUGAGAAUCCACAUGCAUGUAGUUUAAGGUCAUAUUUUCCUUUCAUGUUGAUUUUUUUUUUCAGUUUAGUACAUGCGCAUGUUUGAUAAACGAUAAAUGUUUAAGGGUUGUUGAUUUAUUUGAAUUUUUUUUUUACAAGGAUUUUCAUGCGAGAAACAGUAUUUUGACUGAAGGCUUUUGUACUGCAGGUAGUUGACUGACAUGUAUGUGUAGUAAAGCAGAUAUCUGAUAUUUUAUUUAUUCUAAAGGUAGAAAGUAAAUGUUUACUUAUUAAACAUUCUUCCAAUACAUGUUCAUGUAGACAAAAUAACUGGAAUUAUUCUAGAACCUUGUUUAAAAGUCCAAUCUACUGAAAUUUAAUGGGUGUUUGUUCAUUUCAUUACUCAUACAAGUAAGUGCAAAUCUUGCAUUCACUAUGAUGUAAUGAUAGACAUGUUUGAGCUCUGUCUAUAGUAUAGAUGUAGUUAUAUUCAUGUACAUUGCAGAUCUAUAAAUUCUGAGAUAUAUUUUUGCAUAACAUAAGUUAUAAUAACCAAAAAGAGAGUUUGGAGACUGAAUAUCUUAUUUAGUUGACUGCUUCUUGUAGUGAAGCCAAGUAUGUGGUUGUGUAGAAAAAAGAAAGAGAGAGAGAGUGUGUGUGUGUGUGAUGUUUCAUUGGUUUUAUAUUGCUAGUAGGUCACAGCAGUUGAUAUUUAUUUUGAAGGAUAUAUGAUGCAAUCAAUAGUUGUAUUUAGAAUUCAUAUCAUUGAUAGUAGUUUGAGAUGCGUGUUUAUCUUCCUUGUGUAUCUUCUUCUUGUUUGAAAUAAAAUGUGAGUAGUCAGUACUAAAGGGACUUUAUAAAGAAACCUAAAACGGGUAAGAAUGAAUCCCAAGUAUUAGCAGGUUUAUUUCUAUAUGCUUAAAAAAUAUUCAUUCAAACUUAAUUGGGACAAUAUUGAAAAAAAUUAUUUGGAGUUAUAUAUAUUACUUUUCAAUCAAACAAGUCCUGCCACAUCUAACAAACCCAAGUAACCAAAUUUAAAAUGUAAGUAAAAUAUAACAUUUUUUUUAAAGGAUGCUUUAAUUUUAAAAGAGUAAGAUUCUAGCAUUGCCUGAUACUUUAACAGAUACUUCUGUUGUGGUCAAAUUGAAUGUUACAGUAAGAUGUUUAAAGGAGAAUCCAACUCAAAUUGAAAAUUAUUUUAGUUUAGAAAGAUCACAGAAGCAGGAAAUUACAGACAAUAUUAAAUUGCCACCAUUGCAAACAUUUUUUUCUUCAGAUAACGGGUUUUAACAGCCCAAAUACAUGUACAUGCCGUUUAAUUUCCAAAGUUUGAAUUUUCUGUAAUUUGAAAUUGUAUUUUUUAAAAUUUGUAAUCAUGUAACAACAUACUUAUGCUUGUAUUGUAAUGGAGUAAAUAGGCACAUGAAAUAUUUGUCUUCAUUGUAUAAUUUGCUAGCUUUGAAUUGGAAUCUGAGUAUACUGAUUUUAUAUCAUUUUAAAGUUAUUUAUUUAAGAAUGCUUUCCUAAACAGAGAAUAGAACAGAGAGAUAAUAAUUUUUAUAAAGCUAUUUUAUUUCUACCAGAAUGAUUUUGUUUAAUUUAGACAUGUAUUGAAUUUUCUAAUUUGCAAUAUUUAUAAUUCGAUAGUUAAGUUUUUUUUCACUCAUAAUGAUUACUACUAUUAUUGUUUAAGUUACCUUGGUAUGGGAAAUGUAAUGUAGCAACUCCAACACAUUACAUUUAUUUUUGUAACUAUGGUGCAAGAAUGAUUAGAUUUACGUUAACAUUUUUUAAAAUACAACAUGAAAAGCACUAUUGUAAGCAGUCUUUUUGAACAUGCAAGAAAAGUGCUAUGUUUCUUUGUAGAUAUGAAUUGUGUGUCUCAGUUUAAAUUCAAUGUAUGUUAAUUUUUCUUUGGAAGUAGAAUACAAUUUGAUGACACACGGCUUUAUGAAACACCCACCAGUAGUAUGGCCCGCAUAAUUUGGGCUUAGCCAGUUUGCUAUACCAUCAUAUUACAUUUUGUAAUUGUCCACCUUAUCCUGGUAAUUUCAGGGCCCCGUUACACAAAUCUUUGCGCUUCAUUGUACAACUUGUUGAUUACAUUGGUUAUUAUAUGUAUGUGCAAUCGCUCCAAUUUAACUUUACAAUUGAUGGCUAAGUUUUGUGUUACAGGCACCCAGCUGGGGCAAUAAUGGCCAUGCCAUGUUGGAUAAGUAGAAGAAUAUUACAGUUACAUUUUUUUGUGUUUGUGCUUGUAAAACUAGGGAGCACUCUAUCUGAUGGGGGAAAAGGCCAGGGCAAGCACCAUAGUCAUUGAUAUAAAAAAUGACUAUAUUUCUUAAAGUUUUAAAUACCGGUACACUUUUAUAGCAUCUUAUAACCACAUUUGUUUGCAUUAUGCCAUUGGCUACUUAACAUUCAUCUUAUAUCUCUUGUAGGACUAGCAAGAGUGUGAAAAAGAUUGAUUAUUUAUGUAGUUGUUUUUAUGUUAACUGUUUUGUACUAGAUUAUUGAAAUAACUAUUUUAGGAAAUAUUUUUUAUUUAUAUAACUUGGUUAUUUAAUCCUAUCGAUAUUGUGUGGGAGCAUGAGCAUUUGUUUUGUGAGAUACCCGGCAUGAGAUGCAGUUUGUUGCGUUUAGAAUGAUUGAUAGUACAUGGUGCAUUAGAAAUAUUAUAAUACUUGUUAUUGUUUUUAUUAUUACUAUUUUGUGUGAAUCAAAGCAAUGGUUUUUGUCUCGCCUGUAUACAUGUAUCAGCGUGAGACUACAGUGUAUAGGCGGUGCUUUUCCGGCGGCGGCGGCGGUGUCAACAAUGAAAUCUUAACCUAAGUUUAAGUUUUUGAAAUGACAUCAUAACGUAUAUGGACCUAUUUCAUGAAACUUGGACACAAGGGUAAUCAAGUAUUACUGAACAUCCUGACUGAGUUUCAGGUCACAUGACCAAGGUAAAAGGUUAUUUAGGGUCAAUUAACUUUGGCCAUGUUGGGGGUAAUUGUUGAAUUACCAUAACUUUGAAAGUUUAUAGAUAUAGUUAAUGAAUUGUGGACAUGGGGGUAAUCAAGUAUCAUUGCUCAUCUUGCAUAAGUCUUAGGUAACUUGAUGAAGGUCAAAUGUUAUUCAGGGUCAAUGAACAUAGUAUUAUAUCAUUAUAUGAAUGGUGUGUUUUUGUGAAUAAUUAUUUUAUCAAAGUCAGCACUGCUGCUAUAUUGAAUUGCGUAAUGCAGGCGAGGCUGCCAACGGCACUCCACUUGUUUAGUUAUAUUGUUGUUAAGAUCUUGGAAGUGAAUCAACUGAGAAUGAUUUUUCUAUGGGAUGAAUGCCUACAUUAUCAUGGAUAUUCAUACUGCAUGUUUGUUUUUAUAUCAUUAUUGAAAUAAAUAUUAAUUUUUAAUUCUUUGGGGAUUGUUUGAAUUUCAAUUAAAAUGGACGUGGUUUGUUUUUCUUAGUGAUAACCUAGGUAUAAGGAGUAUUGUGUUUAAUGGAUUGAAGAAGUAUAUUGGAUGAAUAGUUGAGCACUGUAUGUAUGUAUAACAUGUAUAUAUUCACAGUAUGCUAAAUUUAGCCAGAGGCGUAUAAUAAAUGAAUUUCACAUGAAA
Messenger RNA from Lytechinus pictus (painted urchin), 18254 nucleotides. RefSeq names its product probable E3 ubiquitin-protein ligase HECTD4. The coding region runs from base 3185 to 12841 and encodes 3218 amino acids. Gene Ontology annotation, molecular function: ubiquitin-protein transferase activity. The record is from RefSeq and is a predicted model, not a curated record. Gene Ontology annotation, biological process: glucose homeostasis. Lineage: Eukaryota; Metazoa; Echinodermata; Echinoidea; Temnopleuroida; Toxopneustidae. The transcript is spliced from 45 exons.